Messenger RNA from Hibiscus syriacus, 2376 nucleotides. RefSeq lists its product as uncharacterized. The coding region runs from base 1 to 2376 and encodes 791 amino acids. NCBI's taxonomy places the organism in Eukaryota, Viridiplantae, Streptophyta, Magnoliopsida, Malvales, Malvaceae. The record is from RefSeq and is a predicted model, not a curated record. The transcript is spliced from 5 exons.
AUGGUUGAGCCAUCGAAUGAUAGUUUUGACAAUGGGGCAAAUCCCUAUUACUUGUAUCAGUCUGACAAUCCUGGCAUGAUAUUGGUGAGUCAGUUGCUCUUCAAUGAUAAUUUUCACAGUUGGAAAAGGUCAAUGAUGCUUACCUUAUCUGCCAAGAACAAGCUUGGAUUUGUUGAUGGUUCAAUUCAAGCCCCUGAUCCUUCUAUGGUCAACUGGUUUAAUGCCUGGACAAGAGCAAAUAAUUUGGUCAAUUCUUGGCUUCUCAAUUCUCUCUCCAAAGACAUUGCUGCAAGCUUACUGUAUCACACAACUGCUGCUGAAAUAUGGAAAGAUUUGGUUGAUCGAUUCCAGCAGGCGAAUGUACCACACUUAUUUCACUUAAAGAAACGUUUAUGCGAGCUUGUGCAAGAUAAAUUGUCAUUAAGCAAUUAUUAUACUCAAUUAAAAAUUGUUUGGGAUGAAUUGUUUUCAAUUCGACAGUUAUGCAGUUGUCUCCAAUGCAAUUGUGGAGGAGUGCAGCGCAUGCUUGCUGAACAGCAGCAAGAACAAGUAAUUCAAUUAUUAAUGGGGUUAAUUGAGUCUUAUGCUCAUAUAAGGGGACAAAUUCUUUUAAUGGAUCCUCUCCCUCCCAUUUCAAAAGUCUUCUCUUUGAUUGUUCAAGAAGAGCAUCAACGAAAUAUACAGUAUUCCCAUCCAAUUUCCGAGCCAACUUUUGCUGUUAAGUCUCAUCCUAGCACUAAUACUCGCAAAAAUAGACCCUUGUGCAGUCAUUGUAACCUUCUUGGUCAUACAAAAGACAGGUGUUACAAACUGAUUGGUUGUCCACCUGGUUAUAAUUCCAAGAAUUGGUCCUCUUCGACCUCUUCUCGGGGUAAAAGUUCUCAAGUCAUUCAUACCAACUCUGUUGCAUCUCAGCAAAGCUCUCCUGCUGUCACUGAAGCCUUUACCCCUGAGCAAUGUCAACAAUUGAUUGCCAUGCUCACUUCCCAGUUACAAUCCGCAUCAUCCUUGGAUAUUCCUACUACUUCGAUCAAUACUGCCAUGCAAGACUUUCAAUUCAAUUUGCUUUUAGUCAGUGCAUUGCUGAAUUUCUCUAACCUUAGUGUGCUGUUUUGCAAAACGAACUGCUUAAUUCAGGACCUUCAUCGAGUGAUUGGGAAGGGUGAGCUGGUUCAAGGACUUUACUUGCUGCAGAUGUCUUCAUUCAAUUCUAAUAUUUCUUGUAAUACUGUGUCUAGCAGUUUAUCUAGUGACUGGCAUAACAGAUUGGGUCAUCCCAGUAUCCAUGUCAUGCAUCUUCUUAAGGAUGUUUUGCUUUUAAAGAAUGUAAAGAUGAAAGAAUCUUGUCAACAUAAAUCUGAUGUCAACACCAUUAUACCCGCUUUUAUAUCAAUGGUUAAGAAGCAAUUUGAAAUUGAUAUAAAAUCUUUCAGACUUCCAUCACCUGCCUUGAACAAUAAAUCCCCUUAUGAAAUCUUACAUGGUCAUCUACCAGAUUACAACAGGCUACGAGCUUUUAGUUGCCUUUUCUUUGUUGCUACUUUGAAGUCUCAAUGGGACAAAUUUUCAGCUCGAGCUUUACCUGGGGUAUUUAUUGGAUAUCCUCCAGGUGCAAAGGGAUAUCGCUUUUAUGUCUUGCAAACUCAGAAGAUUGUUAUUUCUAGAAACGUGAUUCCUCUUGAACAUGCUGACUUGAAUGGUGGAGCUUCUUUUGGCUCUAAUAACUCAAUUAGUGAUGCUCUUCUAGGCUCUACUGAUUCGAAUAACAAUGCUUCUCUUGAGCAUGUUGAAUCGCACGCGGAUGUUUCUUCUGACUCUACUGCCUCGACUGAUGAAAUUUCAAUACCAGUUCGAGGCUCCUCUCGCACCAUUCAGAAACCUUUUUACCUUCAACACUAUUAUUGCAAUAAUGUUUCCUCAAAAUGUUUAUAUCCCAUCGAAAGUUUUGUUUCUUCUUCAAAACUUUCCACCGAGUAUGGAGCAUUCGUUGCGAAUAUCUCGACUGUUGUUGUGCCCUCUUAUUACCAUCAAGCUAUCAAGUCGUCAACUUGGAGAAAUGCUAUGAGUGAUGAACUUCAAGCCAUGGAAGAGCUUGGAACAUGUACCAUUGUUCCAUUACCUAGUAGAAAGAGUACUAUUGAUUGCAAAUGGGUCUAUCGAGUGAAGUAUAAUGCUGAUGGCUCGAUUGAUCGGUGUAAAGCCAGACUGGUUGCUAAGGGCUUCACACAGGUUGAGGGCAUUGACUACAUGGACAACGUUUUCACCUGUUGCAAAGAUGACCUCAUUUCGAGUCCUCCUUUCACUUGCAACAACACGCAAUUGGCACUUGUUGUAAUUAGAUGUAAACAAAGCCUUUCUAAAUGGCACACUAAAUGA